AUGGAGCACAUUAUUAAUGUUACAGAGGUUCAAAAAACCCAAGUUGUAUCAAACCAUCACAUCGAGCCAAGUACGCAGGACAAGAUUGGCUCCCCGGUGGUCUCCCAACUCAGAGAUGACUACUCUUUGCUCCCAUCAAAUACUCCAGACGAACGCCUGCCAUCGCGUAGACAGGAACUUCAGUCUUUGCCUGUUGACGUGCGGAAAUUUGCCAACCCUGCUCCCCUAGGUCUAUGUGCAUUUGCCCUCACUUCGUUCCUCUCAAAUUGCAUCAACCUCAAUGUGGGAGGUAUACAGGCGUCAGGUGUCAGUGUUUCUCUUGCUUUAAAUUAUGGUGGCAUAGCGCAAGUGCUGGCUGGAAUGUGGUAUGUUCUAUCCAUCCUGGGUAUUAGAGAUUCCCUUGAAACUGUGUUAUCUAGGGCUAAUGAGAGCAGGGAAAUGGCAAUCGGAAAUACUUUUGGCGCGACUUCCUUCUGUUCAUACGGCGCUUAUUGGAUCACUUUUUCUCUGAUCUCAACUUUCGAUACUGCCGAUGCUACGAAGGAUAUAGUAGAUCCAGUCUGUCAUAACGAGACCUUGAUGGGCCUGUUCAUGCUGGCAUGGUUCAUUUUCACUACACUGAUGCUAUUAUGCACGCUCAGAUCUAGUCUUGCGAUGUUCUCUCUGUUCUUUUUCCUAGACAUGAACUACCUCCUACUCGGCAUUGCACACAUUCAAUGCAGCUCUUAUGGCGAGAUUAUCAUUACAGUUCAGAAGGCAGGCGGUGUUUUUGGCCUUUUAGCUGCGUUUUCGGCUUGGUAUAAUGCCUUCGCUGGUAUUUGUAAUACUAGCAAUAGUUUCUUCACUGUUCCCCUUGGUCACUUUCCUUGGUCCCCGGCUGCCCAUCCUCAUCGGGCUAAGGCUAAAGAGGUCUGA
Molecule: messenger RNA, 915 nt
Organism: Penicillium samsonianum
Lineage: Eukaryota; Fungi; Ascomycota; Eurotiomycetes; Eurotiales; Aspergillaceae
Product: acetate uptake transporter family protein
Exons: 2
Coding region: 1-915 (304 amino acids)
Cellular component (GO): plasma membrane
Molecular function (GO): acetate transmembrane transporter activity
Source: RefSeq, a predicted model, not a curated record